This is a messenger RNA of Emys orbicularis (European pond turtle), 303 nucleotides long. RefSeq names its product C-C motif chemokine 17-like. The record is from RefSeq and is a predicted model, not a curated record. Lineage: Eukaryota; Metazoa; Chordata; Testudines; Emydidae. Gene Ontology annotation, biological process: immune response. Gene Ontology annotation, molecular function: chemokine activity. The transcript is spliced from 3 exons. Gene Ontology annotation, cellular component: extracellular region. Bases 1 to 303 code for a protein of 100 amino acids.
AUGAUCAGCCUGAGGACAGCUCUCCUGGCCGCCUUCCUCCUGGGGGCUUCUUAUCAAUAUGCAACAGCCAUAUCACCUACUCCCGUGGAAUGUUGCUUUAAUUACGUGACUGGAGCCAUUCAGCUUGCUAAACUGGUGGAUUUCUACUGGACCCCCCGCGAGUGUCACUUAGCAGCUGUUGUGUUGGAGACGGUUGCUGGCCGCGAGGUCUGUGCUGACCCCUCAAAGCCUUGGGUGAAGAGGGCAAUCAGGGUCUUGGAGGCAAAGAGGAAACAAACCUCACUUUCUGAGAACCACAGAUAA